UGGUACUUGUACACAUCAAAAGGGGUUUCGUUCCUGAAUAAGCGGCUGUCCUCUCCAGCGAGCGGCGAGCCAUGCAUGCCUUGGCUCCCGCUGAAUGCUCCCACUCCCCACACUCUCGUCUUCAGCCCCUCUUCUCCCGCGGUCCGCCCCGACUAGGCUGCUCUCUUCUCCGUGACCACUCUCCUCUCAUCGCGUCUGUACGUAGGUAUCUCCCCACAUCGAUCACUGCUUUCUCUGGAUCUGGAUCGUACGUCAUGGCUCGCCGCUCCUUGCUGCUAGCGUUUCUCGUCGUGGCCGCCGGCGCUGCCAUCACAGCCAACGCCAAGGUGUACGCCCCGGUGGACUCGAUCCUGCUCAACUGCGGCUCCACCGCGGACGGUCUCGACGGGGACGGCCGCAAGUGGCAGGCGGACACCAACAACAACGAGUGGCUGGGCGACGCCGGCAAGUCGUCCAUCAUGGCGGCGGCGGACGAGCUGGACUCGUCGCUGCCGUCUACCAUCCCCUACAUGACGGCGCGCGUCUUCACCGUGGAGACGGCCUACAACUUCACGGUGAACCCCAAGGACCGGCACUGGCUGCGCCUCCUCUUCUACCCGUCCUCCUACAACGGGAUCGCGCCGGAGGACUUCCGCUUCUCCGUCUCCACCUCCACCGGCCUCACCCUCCUCCGCAACUUCAGCGUCUGGGUCACCACCAAGGCGCUCACCCAGGGCUACCUCGUCCGGGAGUUCUCCAUCCCCCGGACGCCCACCGGUGUCCUCACCGUCACCUUCACCCCCACGCCCAUGACCAACGUCACCUACGCCUACAUCAACGGCCUCGAGGUCUCCUCCAUGCCCGACAUCUUCGACGACCCCGCCACCAUGGUCGGCUUCGCCGACCAGACCGUCGACAUCGCCGGCGCCACCUUCCAGACCAUGUACCGCUUCAACGUCGGCGGGGGCUUCAUCCCGCCCUCCAACGACUCCGGCCUCUCCCGCUCCUGGUUCGACGACACACCCUACGUCUUCGGCGUCAUGCAGGGCGUCACCUACAACGCCGGCGCCAGGUUCCACGUCAAGUACCCCAGCGAGAUCGCCGAGUACGUCGCCCCCGUCGAGGUGUACACCGGCACCCGCUCCAUGGGCUCCGACGCGCGCGUCAACCAGAACUACAACCUCACCUGGACCAUGGAGGUGGACGCCAACUUCACCUACGUCGUCCGAUUCCACUUCUGCGAGCUCCUGCUCAACAGGCCCAACCAGCGCGCCUUCGACAUCUACGUCAACAACAAGACGGCGCAGUCCGAUGCAGACGUCAUCGAGAUGACCUCCGAGCGUGGCGUGCCCACCUACAAGGACUUCGCCGUGCACAUGCCCGACGAGCCCGGGGACGAGAUCAUGUGGAUUGCCAUGCACCCGUCCGUCGCGCUCAGGCCGCAGUUCUACGACGCCAUCCUCAGCGGCCUCGAGGUCUUCAAGCUCAACGACACCGCCGGCAACCUUGCCGCGCCUGACCCCUUACCGUCCAAGCUGCUGGCCGAGGCCGAGCUGGGCGACAGCGACAAGGACAGGUCCAGGAAAUCCAAGGAGCAGGCCAACAUGGCCACCGUGAUCGGCGGCACGGCGGGCGGCGCCGCGGCGGUGGGCAUCGUGGCGGCCAUCUGCGUGGUGGUGUACCACAACAAGAAGACCAAGGAGCUCAGCGGCAGCGAGUCGCACACCUCCGGCGGCUGGCUGCCGCUUUACCACUCCCACACCAGCGGCAAGUCGUCCGGCCACCUCGCGGCGAACCUGGGAGGCAUGUGCCGCCACUUCUCCCUCGCGGAGAUGAAAGCGGGGACAAAGAACUUCAGCGAGUCGCUGGUGAUCGGCGUGGGCGGUUUCGGGAAGGUGUACCGCGGCAUGGUGGACGGCGACACCAAGGUGGCCAUCAAGCGGUCGAACCCGUCGUCGGAGCAGGGCGUGCUGGAGUUCCAGACGGAGAUCGAGAUGCUGUCCAAGCUGCGGCACCGCCACCUCGUAUCCCUCAUCGGAUUCUGCGAGGAGGACAACGAGAUGAUCCUCGUCUACGACUACAUGGAGCACGGCACGCUGCGGGAGCACCUCUACAACAAGGGCGGCAAGCCGCCGCUGUCGUGGCGGCACCGCCUCGACAUCUGCAUCGGCGCCGCCCGCGGGUUGCACUACCUCCACACCGGCGCCAAGUACACCAUCAUCCACCGCGACGUCAAGACAACCAACAUCCUCGUCGACGAGAACUGGGUGGCCAAGGUCUCGGACUUCGGCCUCUCCAAGUCCGGCUCCACCACGGUGAACCAGGCGCACGUCAGCACCAUGGUCAAGGGAAGCUUCGGGUACCUAGACCCGGAGUACUUCCGGCGGCAGCAACUCACCGACAAGUCCGACGUCUACUCCUUCGGCGUGGUGCUGUUCGAGGUCCUCAUGGCGCGGCCGGCGCUGAACCCGGCGCUGCCGCGGGACCAGGUCAGCCUCGCUGACUACGCCCUCAUCUGCCAGCGGAAGGGCACCCUGCCGGACGUCGUUGACCCGACCAUCAAGGACCAGAUCGCGCCGGAGUGCCUCAUCAAGUUCGCCGAGACGGCCGAGAAGUGCCUAGCCGACCAAGGCAUUGAGCGGCCGUCCAUGGGAGACGUGCUGUGGAACCUCGAGUUCGCGAUGCAGCUACAAGACACGUUCGACGGCGGCAGCGGCCGACGGCGCGGCGAGGAUGACGGGAGCGGGCGACCGGUGCUCGAGCCCAGCAACAGCUAUGGGAGCACGACCACGCUCGGGACGUCAUCCAACUCCAGGGCGCACGAGGCGAGCGUCAUACUGGAGGAGGAGGACGACGACAUGACUAACGGCGCGGCCUUCUCGCAGAUCGUGCAACCCACCGGACGGUGACACGACCCGAGCUACAGGCUCCUCUGUUUACAAACGUGCUGUGAUGUUGGUGCUGAAUUUUGAAGCUCUCAUUAGUAGUAGAUCAAAGUACUGUAGACUGUAGUAAGCUUCAAGGACUGGAUAAUUUGAUAACAGAAAGCAGAAAUUAGCGUUUCAUUCAGUGUUCACAUAGCUAAGGCAUUAUAGAUGGUUUUACUGAAAUUUAACUCUUUUUCAUUGAA
Molecule: messenger RNA, 3109 nt
Organism: Lolium perenne
Lineage: Eukaryota; Viridiplantae; Streptophyta; Magnoliopsida; Poales; Poaceae
Product: receptor-like protein kinase ANXUR1
Biological process (GO): protein phosphorylation
Molecular function (GO): ATP binding; transmembrane receptor protein tyrosine kinase activity
Source: RefSeq, a predicted model, not a curated record